Messenger RNA from Salvia splendens (bonfire salvia), 1269 nucleotides. RefSeq names its product calcineurin B-like protein 10. The transcript is spliced from 9 exons. Lineage: Eukaryota; Viridiplantae; Streptophyta; Magnoliopsida; Lamiales; Lamiaceae. The record is from RefSeq and is a predicted model, not a curated record. Gene Ontology annotation, molecular function: kinase binding; calcium ion binding. Gene Ontology annotation, biological process: calcium-mediated signaling. Bases 150 to 905 code for a protein of 251 amino acids.
GUUCUGAUUGCCAACUCAUACUUCAUCCGAUUGGUCAGGUACCGUUUAUAUCAUUCACUCUUAUUCAUAAAAUUCGAGGAAGCGCGGUUCUUCGCAUAGCGAAAGUGUGAAUUCCAGUUGACAUUUUCCUCCCUCGCGCUGGAAUUCGAAUGGAUUCAACCGCCAAUUCGCUGAGCUCAAGCACACUGAGUACAGAGAAAUUCUGCGCGGCUUUGUUUCCUAUCGUUGCGAUGAUCGACGCGCUGAUAGUCGCGGUUUCCGGCUGUUUCGGUUGUGAAAAUUGGAGUCGGAAGAGGAAGCCGCGCUUUGGAUGUGAGGAGAUUGCUCGACUCUCAGAAGAAUCUCGAUUUUCCUUUAAUGAAGUGGAGGCAUUGUAUGAGUUGUUUAAGAAGCUAAGUUGUUCCAUUAUUGACGACGGAUUGAUUCAUAAGGAAGAGCUUCAGCUAGCUUUGUUCAGAACUGCAAGUGGCGAGAAUCUUUUCGUCGACAGGGUUUUUGAUAUUUUUGAUGAGAAAAAGAAUGGAGUGAUUGAAUUUGAGGAAUUUGUCCACGCACUUAAUGUGUUCCACCCUUAUGCCCCUGUGGAAGAGAAAAUAGAUUUUGCAUUCAAGCUGUAUGAUUUGAGACAAACUGGUUUCAUAGAGCGAGAAGAAGUCAAGCAGAUGGUGGUUGCGCUAUUUGUUGAAUCUGAAAUGGAAUUCUCUGAGGAAGUCUUGGAGCAAAUAAUUGAUAAAACAUUUGAGGAUGCUGAUGCUGAUGGAGAUGGCAGAAUUAGCAAAGAGGAGUGGAAGGCUUUCGUGCUACGACAUCCCUCCUCACUCUUGAGGAACAUGACUUUACCCUACUUGAAGGACAUCACCACUGCUUUCCCAAGUUUCGUAUUCAACACUGAGGCUGAUGAUUGAGAUGUACAGAUUGUUUCUUGGAUCAGUAAUACUACUCGAGCCCUUGGUUGAGAGAAUGGUCGCAUUGUGAAAUGAUUGAUUUAGCACAGGUUGCUUCUGGUAAUUCUCUCUGUCGUUGUCAGAGACGGAAACACCGCACCACUCUCUCUCGGGAUAACCGGAAGGGCAAGGAUUCUUUGACCGCUCAUCAGGUCCAAUCAACAACAGAGCCCAUGGUCGCUACUGGGAAUUGAAUUUCAACUUCGGUGGCAAGCUUUGGGUUUAGCUUAGUAUAUUUGAUGCAUAUAUCAGAGCAAUUUUAUGAUUAGUAAGAAUCAAUUUUUGUGUUGAUGCGAUUCAUGAAGCAUAACCUUCUUUUUUGAUA